Molecule: messenger RNA, 1624 nt
Organism: Etheostoma cragini (Arkansas darter)
Lineage: Eukaryota; Metazoa; Chordata; Actinopteri; Perciformes; Percidae
Exons: 2
Coding region: 116-556 (146 amino acids)
Source: RefSeq, a predicted model, not a curated record
UCCACUGGAAUGCACUUCCACUCAUGCACAUAACAUCUGUUGACAACAUACCUGACCUCCUGAGAAAAAGGGGUACUUUUUAUUACAUCCCUGAGAGCCGCGACAAGUGGACAACAUGAAGUCCAAAUCUCUUCCAAGGUUAUUUGACAGAAAUUCAGCAUCAGGUGAGAAUACACAAGCAGCAAAAUAUCAACGCCAUGUGGACUGCGUGGAUCACCAAGAGAGUCUGCAUCAGUCUGACCACAGUGACGGUCAGCCAUUGGGCCACAACAGCAGACAAAAUGAGAAGAGCCAGAGAGAAGUUCAUUUUGCAUUUCUGCAAGAGAAGUAUGAGCCAUUGGUGGAUGAGGAGGCGCACGUCAACGCAAAAGCAGAGAAGAAGAAAAGGAAGAAAGAAAAGUACAAAAAAGUAAAGAAGAAUGUUGGAAAGGCACUGCGCUCUACCUGGAAGUGUCUAAUGCUUGGGCUGUACAAUUUUGCCCUUGGCUACUCUACUCCGAUCACAAUGGCUGCAACUUUUGUCCCCGACUUUCACCCAAGCAGAAAUACGACCUGAGCCAAACCACAAGCAGCUCCUCCGUUUUAUUUGCAAACUGUCCUGUAUAUACCAGUUCACAUGUUUAUAAUGUUUGUCUAUUUAAAAUGUGAUUUUUAUAUUGGUUUGUACAAAUUGUAUUCAGAAUAUUCUUAUGCUUCUAUAAAAUAGGCCUUUUUUAACAGUUGACAUUUUGACUUGUCAACGUAGGAAAAACAGGAAUUACCAUGACAACUCUCUCAGUCGUCAUUUAUUUCAGUAUUUACGUUGACAUGAUCUUGAUCUUAUUAGUCCUACUGUUGGUCAUAAUAUACCUUAAGGCAAACUUUUUAAUCAGAUUUGCAGAAAUGUACAAUUAAGAUCGUAGAAUUAGAGACGCAGUCUUUGAAAUCGCUUUUUGCAUGAACUUAUUGCACUUUUUAUGUAUGUAACACCUCAAGCCUAAAUCACAUAUUUCUCAUGUAACCUGUGCACUUUUUUUACUUGGAGAAUGUCUUUUUAUCAAGAAUCUAGCUGGUGUUUGCAUGUGUGCAGAGGGAAAAUGGGGGAAUGUGCACCUGCUGCAGGAAUGACAGGAAAGUUUACUGUAGCUGCAGAUAAAGUGAAUCAGGGCAGAUACCCCCUUACAGGCAAGAAAGACAUCAUGAUUUGAAAAGAUGAGUAGAUUAAGGCUGAAAGGAUGUAGGCAUGGUGAGUAACAAAACAGGAAACCCCCUCCUCUCAGAGUGGAGCAACUGGACCACUGAUCUCAAAAGUAUUUUUCAAUUCUCAAACUGUCUAAGCAAUAAUUUGACAACCGACUACUGAUGACUGGAGGUGAUGGGGAUUGGGGGUUUAGAUUUCUGUGGAGUCCGAGUAUAUGAUGAUUUUCAGAAUGGAAUAUGCAGCUAGUCCAAAACACUUUAGCAUUUCUACAGGUGUGAGUUUGUCCAGUUUUGAAUGUCAUUCAAGUCACAAUAUUUAUAAGUUGGUGCAUGAUAACAUGUCAAUACACUGUUUAACAAACUCUAAUCAUGUAUUAAUGGUGGACAAAGGAGUGUGCUAAAGCAAUACAGUCUUGAAAUAAAGCCUUUAAAGUGCUAAAAAGAC